AUGGCUUCUCAUGCUGAAAUUGCUUCCUCGUUCAUAGAGGGAGCCCCGCCAGGCGAGCUUAAAGAUGUUGUUGCCGGUAAAAGCUACGGUUACUCUGAUCGAUACGUUGCAAUCAAUUCUAACCAUCCGCUGAAACCAGACAUCAAGGCGUUGACCUCUCCCGGCACUAACUUCAUCCCCUCCCUCGAGCCGGCAUUCAGGAAGUACAACGAGACCCAGCUUACGACAGUGAAGCUGGCCGGAAGUAGUCGAGAGGUCAUCGUCAGUGCAUAUAAUAAACUUGAAGACGGUCGAUAUUUCGAUGUAGAAAACCAGACAUCCUUCGACUUUGACCAUGUUUCACAAACAGCCUCCAAUCCUCGAUCAUACACCCUAGAAUCUCAGAAUGCAGAACUCAUAAAAUCCUACCUAAAACACCUUUCUUCGCAUGCAGCCGAACAUUAUCCAAACAGCUCAUACGGCGUCUAUCCUUCCCAGGACGAUUCCUCCAUCGCCAUUCUUCUAGUUGCGAAUAAAUACUCUCCAAACAACUUCUGGAAUGGGCGGUACCGCGCCAUAUACAACCUGCUAGUGUCCUCUCCAUGUACGAUCACUGGCACAAUCCACGUGGACGUACACUACUAUGAAGACGGGAACGUUUCUCUAAACAACAAGAAGCCGGUGUCGAUCUCGAUACCCUCGGCGUCCCCAGCCGAAACCGUAGUCAAACGCAUUGCUACCGCAGAGCGAGAGCACCAGGAAGAACUGAACGAUGCGUUCAACCGGCUGUCUGAGGGUGCGUUCAAGGGACUGCGUCGACAGCUCCCCAUCACACGGCAGAAAGUUGAAUGGGAGAAGAUUGGUGGAUAUAGGCUUGGGAAAGACAUAUCUGGCAGUACAAGGUACUGA
Molecule: messenger RNA, 888 nt
Organism: Microsporum canis CBS 113480
Lineage: Eukaryota; Fungi; Ascomycota; Eurotiomycetes; Onygenales; Arthrodermataceae
Product: F-actin-capping protein subunit alpha
Exons: 6
Coding region: 1-888 (295 amino acids)
Biological process (GO): actin cytoskeleton organization; barbed-end actin filament capping
Cellular component (GO): actin cortical patch; F-actin capping protein complex
Molecular function (GO): actin filament binding
Source: RefSeq, a predicted model, not a curated record